UUCCGUACAGCCGUAAACAACAUGGCGAAGGCCGGCGAGAAAAGUGUUGGUGGUGGCAAGCGAGGCUUGAAGAGGAAAGCUGCCGCUGAAGAGCCUCAAGAGGCCGCGGCCGCGAGCGAUGGGACGGCGGAGAGCGGGGUGCAGCCCGCGAAAGCGGCCGCCUUCCCCCCGGGCUUCAGUAUCUCGGAGAUUAAGAACAAGCAGCGGCGACACUUGAUGUUCACGCGGUGGAAACAGCAGCAGCGGAAGGAAAAGUUGGCAGCUAAGAAAAAACUUAAAAAGGAGAGAGAGGCUCUUGGCGAUAAGGCUCCACCGAAGCCUGUUCCCAAGACCAUUGACAACCAGCGAGUUUACGAUGAGACCACAGUAGACCCCAAUGAUGAAGAGGUGGCUUACGAUGAAGCGACAGAUGAAUUUGCUUCUUACUUCAACAGACAGACGUCUCCUAAGAUUCUUAUCACAACGUCAGAUAGACCUCAUGGGAGAACAGUUCGACUCUGUGAGCAGCUCUCAACAGUUAUACCAGAUUCACAUGUUUAUUACAGACGAGGACUGGCUCUGAAAAAAAUUAUCCCACAGUGCAUUGCAAGAGAUUUCACAGACCUGAUCGUUAUUAAUGAAGAUCGUAAAACGCCAAAUGGACUUAUUUUGAGUCAUUUGCCAAAUGGUCCAACCGCUCAUUUUAAAAUGAGCAGUGUUCGUCUUCGUAAAGAAAUUAAGCGAAGAGGCAAAGACCCCACAAAACAUGUGCCUGAGAUAAUUCUGAAUAAUUUUACCACACGGCUAGGCCAUUCUAUUGGACGCAUGUUUGCUUCUCUCUUUCCUCAUAAUCCUCAAUUUAUUGGAAGACAAGUUGCCACGUUCCACAAUCAGCGAGAUUACAUCUUCUUCAGGUUUCACAGAUACAUAUUCAAGAGUGAGAAGAAAGUGGGAAUUCAGGAACUCGGACCACGUUUUACCUUAAAAUUACGAUCUCUUCAGAAAGGCACUUUUGAUUCUAAAUAUGGAGAGUAUGAAUGGGUCCACAAGGUAUGUGCUUACUGUUCCAAAGCCCAUUUUAACUGUGUGCUUACAUAUUAACAUGUGUCUCUUCCCCCACGAACUAGAAAGUACCAACAUGCUGAUUAGCCAGGAUUUGCUUGAAGCACCCCAAAGAACCUUAAAUGGGAGUAGUACUGUAGGAAUGGAAGGAUCUCAAACCCUGACCCACGUGCUGCUGCAGCUUCUCAGUCUCUUAGGCCUGUCACAAUGGUUCUGCUGCAUUAUCUGAGAGCUGCUGUUGAGAACAUUUAGAAACCAAAAAAGGCCUAGCUAGGAGCAGCACAGCCUUACCUUUUUGUACUUUAACCUCCUCACCUCAAACUCCCAGCACAUAGAAAUUAGACCUCUCGACUGACUGUUCGGGGUCUCAGACACAGCCAGAGUGUCUCAGCACUGUUAUUCAUGAAGAUCUAUGAAAGCCAGUUUCUUCUAUCUUACAGAAGUUCAUUGUCUUUGUUUUCCCCCUUUAAUUUUCAGCCACGGGAAAUGGAUACAAGUCGAAGAAAAUUCCAUUUAUAAAGGACUAGGGGAGCAGUACUGAAUUUUGCUGGAUCAGCCUGUCUUGAAAAACUUGGUAAUUCAACGAAACACCCUUUUCAAAAUGGAAUUUGAUUUUAUAAAUCAUGUAUUUGAACAAAUGACCAAGUACUGUGAAUUUCUACUCCAUAUAGUAAAUAUAAAUAAAUAUAAUUUUAUUUAGGUCUGAAAA
Molecule: messenger RNA, 1750 nt
Organism: Mus caroli (Ryukyu mouse)
Lineage: Eukaryota; Metazoa; Chordata; Mammalia; Rodentia; Muridae
Source: RefSeq, a predicted model, not a curated record